AUGAUAGUAGAUAGCGCAACCACUCUUUACCGAACGGAUUUAUCGAGAAGGGGUGAAUUGUCUGCCAGGCAAAUGCAUCUCGCCAAGUUCUCGAGGAGCCUUCCGAAAUUAGCUGAUGAGCUCGCCCUGCGAAAGGGAAGGGGCGAAGAGCGAAUAUGCAAGGUCGUGAGCUCACCUUGUUUGCCUGAAGCCGAAGCAAGAUUUCAAAUCACUGGUGAUGGAGUAACAGAUGCAAAAGACUGA
Molecule: messenger RNA, 243 nt
Organism: Striga hermonthica
Lineage: Eukaryota; Viridiplantae; Streptophyta; Magnoliopsida; Lamiales; Orobanchaceae
Source: the annotation of a GenBank genome assembly